UCUUGAAGGAGCUAAAGGAGUCUGGAGAUGUGGAAGAAGAAAUGGAAGACCUUCAACAGGAGGACCUCUCGGAGAGGGAAGAAAAGAAGUUAAAUCUAAUUCAGUUGGUCCAGAUCCCAAAACUCUGGUGGCAGUUGUUCAGUGCAAUUGUCAUAAUGGCAGGUUCACAGCUUGUUGGCUUUCAUGCGGUAUAUCAUUAUAGUUAUAAAAUCUUCUUGGGAACACAAAUGGGGUACAACAGCAUGAAGUAUUUGAGUGCCGCCGUAGGCAUUAUUAUCUGCUUGUCAUCUUUGUUAGGGAUUGCCACUCUGGUGCUGUCUUAUUUAAAUUUCAUUUUAUACAUCGUAUUCCUAUCUGGACACACCAUAGGCCCAACCACCUUUGUUUACGUCUACAAAGUUAUCCCAGAGACCAAAAACCAGUCUUUUAAAGAUAUCAAAAACUUCAUGGCGAUGCAGACAAACAGGAGGAUCCAUGCCAAGAUGGAUGAGGUGAUCUUGAGUUAUUCCACAACAAUGCACACAAACGUGGCUGAAUCCAAGAAAAGUGUGCACUUAACAACCAAAGAAGUCAGGGAAUCGGAAGCCGUGGAGGAACCCUCAAAAACUGAACUGACAAAGAAGCUCGUUUGGGUUUCACUGGCCUCCACCACCAUAACUUUCCACUAUGGUUACAAUAUCUGGAUAGUUUAUUCUCCUGGUGUGCUCCUGCGAGAGUUUUAUAACGCCUCCUCAUUUCAUGUGCUAGAGAAACCAGAAUAUCAAGUCAUUCUGCUGGCGAUCAACACUGCCUUAUUCCCACUGGGAGGGAUGUUUGGCUCACUGGUGUCUGGUUUUUUGGCAGAUACACUCGGCAGGAAAUGUUCUUUGGUGCUAAUUAAUAUUUCAGCCCUUAUCAGUGCCAUCUUCAUGAGUUGUAGCCAUUUUAUAUAUGCCAUUGAAUUCAUCUUUUUUGCUCGUUUGUUCACUGGGAUAUGUGCAGGUUUAAUUUUUAGUAUUGUUCCCUUAUAUCUGGGUGAAAUAGCCCCAAGGAACCACAGAGGAGGCCUUAUUUUGCUACCCCAUUUCUAUCUAACUAUUGGUGUCCUGUUGGCUCAGAUACUUGCUGUAAAAGAACUCCUAGGAAACUCGCAAGGUUGGCCUAUACUCAUGGGUCUUGCGGGGUUUGCACCCUUGGUUCAAGUGUUUCUACUGCCGUUCAUACCUGAAAGUCCAAGGUACUUAAUGAUUUUUAAGAAAAAUGAACUGCAAGCAAGAAAAGUCCUGAAGUCGCUGAGGCAGACAGAUGAUGUGGAAGACGAAAUUGAAGAGAUGCAUCAGGAGGACCUUGCUGAGGCUAAUCACAAAGACAUGACUCCACUGAGACUAAUCCGGACUCCAAGUCUGCGGUGGCAGGUCAUCACUACAGUUAUUCUUAUGGGUGGUUCACAGCUCAGUGGUAUAAGUAUGGCAUACUUUUAUACAGAACGAAUAUUUUUGACUAUGAAGAUGAGAAGCAGCCUCAUGAAGUAUUUUAAUUCUGCGGCCAUCAUUGUUAUCGCCUCCCCUGUUCUAGUAGCGAUGUACUUGGUUGAUUCUGUGGGACGGCGAGUCCUUCUCCUUGUGGGUUUUGGAGUUUGUAGCAUCACCUCUGUUUUGUUAACCGUGUCACUUGAACUGCAGAAUACAAUUAAUGAAAUGUCGUAUUUCAGCUCCCUUAUGAUAAUCUUAUUCAUUGCUGCACACAACAUUGGACCGGGCCCACUUCCAAAUGUACUUACAUCAGAGAUGUUCUCUCAGUCUUGCCGAUCUUCAGCCUUUGUGAUUUCCGGCUUUGUGUUCUGGACCACAAGCCUCCUCACAGGAUUAAUAUUCUUCUACAUAGAGGACAAAAUUGAGGAGUACAGCUUUCUCAUCUUCUGGCCAAUCUGUGCAGGAACCUUUGUUUACGUCUUCAGAAUAAUCCCUGAGACCAAGAAGCGAACUUAUAUUGAUAUCAAAAGAGUCAUUUCAGUCCAAAUUACCAGGAAGUUCCGUCUCAAGGAGUUCAAAGGAAAGAAGCGUGUCAAAAGACAUGUCUGA
Python bivittatus (Burmese python) is the source of this 2060-nucleotide messenger RNA. NCBI's taxonomy places the organism in Eukaryota, Metazoa, Chordata, Lepidosauria, Squamata, Pythonidae. The record is from RefSeq and is a predicted model, not a curated record.